AUGCAGCGCCGCGCUCGGCACGGCAGCUCGGGCGAACUCGCCGUGUUCGGAGCGACACGCUACUUCGACGGCCUAGCCGACCUUGCUGCCAGCCCGGUAACUAUCAGGCAGCCUGAACCUGAAGACUUGAUGAUCCAAGUGAAAGUUAUGCAUCACCAGGAGGAAAGCUACCGCGGCACCAAGGAGCUGGGAGCCAAGACUAACAGCAACCUCACCCCCUUCUACGGCUCCUCCCUUGUGUCUCCGGCGAGGAUCGACGACAAGCCUCAUCACCAGGCCUCCUCGUUAUCCUCACGUGGGAGCAGUGAUGUUGUCACAGCUGUUGCAGCUGCUUGCGGCCGUGAUUUGGGUGAGGUGGUGGGGGACAGGAGGCUGCAAGGCAUUCGGGUAGUGAGGGGGGCCUGUGGCGGCGAGGAGAGGUGGGUGGUGAGAUGCGGGCGGCAUGCCUUGGAAGAGCAGCACCAUGCCGUCCAUGAGAAGAUUGAUGUUGAUGCGAAAUUAGGUGAUGGCCAUCAAGUGGAGAAAGCUGAAGAUGGUGAUGACCAUGGCUGGGGCAGCGACACUAGCUCUGAUCUGUUUGACUUGGAUUUGGACGUUGUGAAUAAUCACUAG
Messenger RNA from Triticum turgidum subsp. durum (durum wheat), 612 nucleotides. The record is from the annotation of a GenBank genome assembly. Lineage: Eukaryota; Viridiplantae; Streptophyta; Magnoliopsida; Poales; Poaceae.